CUAUCGACGGACAGGUGGCAACUCUCCAACAGCUGUGUUUAGUUUUUCUUGGAAUUUAGUGUUUUUGAGCGGGGAUUUUCAAUUGUAAACAGAUGGAUCUGCAAAAUAAUAAAGUCGUCCAAACACUUACUUUCACCAUUAAAAAGCGAGCGGCUGAAGCUUCCUUGCAAACUGCGCCCCAAGAAGUCUCAUUUUUGGAGCUCCACAACUGCUGUCGUUUGUGCCUGGAGGAGCCGCAUCCCCACCAAAUGCUGGACAUGACCAGCAUCUAUGACCAGGAGGCGGAACUGAGCUACUACGACUGCUACGAGAUCUGCACCAAGGAGGAUCUCCGCCAGAAUCCCAGCCAGGAGCCCAGAACCCUGUGCAAACGAUGUGCUGUGGAGCUCCAGUGGGCCUACGAUUUCCACAAGAAGGUGGCCAUUGCCAAUCAGCAGUUGAGGGAGAUCUUCGGGGUCACCGAAAGCGCUGAGGAGGAGGUGCUAGAAGAGGAGUUCCCCCUGGAGGAGAUUCCAGAAAAGCAGGAGGACCAGAAAGUACCCAAUUUAGAGCACAUCCUACCCCGCCAUCGUCAUCUAGGCCAAUUCAGCUGUCAAUUCUGCCACAAGCUGUUCAAGAACCACUCCCGCAUGGCCAAGCACCAGCUGAUCCACCUGGCCAAUCGUCCCCACUUUCAGUGCAGCCAGUGCGACCGGGUCUACCUCACCAAGCAGGCCCUCAAAGUCCAUGUGGAUACGAAGCACCGGCAGUCGGGAGUCCACUGCGACACCUGCGGCAAGGUGUUCGCCAUUGCCAAGGCCCUGGAGAUUCAUAAACGCUAUCAUAACAGGGAUUUUCCCUACGCCUGUGAUCUCUGCGAUCGACGAUUCGCCCAGCGAUCCCAUUUGACCGUCCACCAGCAGGUGAAGCACACGGGAUCCCGCUUCAUUUGCGAGUUUCCCGACUGCCAGAAGUCCUUUACCUCGUCCUCGUCGCUUAGGAAUCACGAGUGCACCCACACGGCCAUGCCUUUUGAGUGCUCCCACUGCCAGCAGAGUUUUCCAGCACGUAAUAAAUUGCGCGUCCACCUGGAACGUAAGCAUAAUAUGGAUGUGGACCUAGAAGAUCUGGAAGAAAUGCGCAAAUUUCACAUAGUUCGCUCUAAACUAGUAAUGGCUAACGUUUAUGCAGGGCAGGAAGAAUCACACAGCAGUCCCAAAAAGAGUAGCGAUUGUACUUCUAAUUAA
Messenger RNA from Drosophila takahashii, 1226 nucleotides. RefSeq names its product gastrula zinc finger protein XlCGF46.1. Gene Ontology annotation, cellular component: nucleus. Gene Ontology annotation, molecular function: zinc ion binding. The record is from RefSeq and is a predicted model, not a curated record. Lineage: Eukaryota; Metazoa; Arthropoda; Insecta; Diptera; Drosophilidae.